This is a messenger RNA of Linnemannia hyalina, 2355 nucleotides long. NCBI's taxonomy places the organism in Eukaryota, Fungi, Mortierellomycota, Mortierellomycetes, Mortierellales, Mortierellaceae. The record is from the annotation of a GenBank genome assembly.
AUGGCACAGUAUAUGCCAAAGUCCACAUUCCAUUUGAUAUACAGUACAUUCGUCAAGGUGGAACGUGCAUUGUUUGAGAAGGAGAUUACACGCUGUUUUGCAUCCAUGUUUUCUUCGCUGGAAAUUCGUAUUCGAACAGCCAAUUGGAAAAAUCCCCCAAUGUUCAAGCAUGUAACUCUCUACUUGGAUGGUCAUGACUCUCGAACAACAUAUGGGGAAGAUAAAGCAGCAAUGUAUUCUUAUAAGUUAAAGAAAUCGGGUUUGAGAACGCAAGUGGCCAUCGAUGCCAAUGGAAUGGUUCUCUUUGUAUCCAAAUCAGCGUCAUGUCGUGAUAACAACGAUGGGAAAAUGUUACAAGAGAUGGGCAUUGGUAAGAAGAUCAACAACAUGGACUGUAUUGCUCUCGAUGGAGGAUAUACACAAUACAUUGGCGAUAUUGUGGAAAAAGAAAAGUUGGACGAGCGUAACUUCUGUUUUCCCAUUCGUAAGAAACGACUACAGCAACUCCACGAAGAGGAAUCCAACUUUAAUGCUAUAUUUGGUGGAUUUCGAUCUACGUCAGAGGCUGUCUUUGGUGAUCUCAUGAAAACAUUCGCCAAGUUUAAUAACAAGGAGAUUGUUCGAGUUGGAUCUAAAAAGGAGUUUAAUCUUACACUCCGCCUUUGUCUUCUCUUGCUAAAUGUUCGCAACUUUGUCAAAGCAGUCGACAUCGAAGAGCUGCCACAUCAUCGUGGAUGGAUGGAAGAAGGAUACGUUCAGCUUACAAUCGAGCUCAUCACCAAGGCCUUUGAGACAUUCUCCUCUAAGAAGGGAGUGGAGUUUAACAAGAAAGAUGCAAAUAAGAUCUUUAAGGCGCUUGAUGAGGAUGAUGAAGUAGAGAGAUACUACUUUUGUGGAGAAAAGUGCACCAAGUCCAAGCGCAAAUGCAUGAAGGAAGUUGAUGAUGAAGGCAUGCAUUGUUAUGUCCACGAUCCUGCGCGCAAGUGUCAAGGCACAACCAUUAAGGGCGCUAAUUGUGGUAGUGUAGCCAAACUUGGUGAAACAUACUGUGGACGUCAUCGAGAGCAGCAUAAAGGUCAUAUGAAAAGCAGUAACAAUAAGGCACCUGCCAACAAGCGUACCAAGUCUUCCAAGAUGACCAAGAAGACACAUACUCCUGAGUUUGUGCCUUCAGAUGCUGAUAUGACUUCCGAGGAUGAAGAACCAAAGAAGCGAAAGAAAAACAAGCAGGAGUCAUCGGAUGAAGAGCCGUCCGAUGAUGAUGAUGAAGAAGAUAUAAUUGCCGUCUCCUUUCCGUUGAGUCCAAAGGUAGUUGACAUAACGUCCAAGAAAAAUGUACCACUCGCUAAUACAUGUAUAUGGACGCGUUAUGCAACUAAUCCAGCUUUCCUGUAUGCAAAAAGCUUUACUGUAAAUGGCAAGUACAUUAUUAGGCUAAAGGAAAAGAAUCUCUACAUUGCAUUGUGUCCACCUAAGCUCAUGGGCAAGAAUCUCCCUGCGCCAGAAAUAUCUGAGAAAGAGGCACGCAUAUUGGCCAAGAUGGGUCUUCAAGAGGCAACUUCAGCAGAUGUAGAAAAAAUAGAAGAGUCUUCUGCUGAUGAGAAUUCUGACGAUGAUACAGAUGAUGGUGAUACGUCUGAUAAUGCUGACUCUGACGAUGAUUCCUCUAAAGAUAAAGACUCUGAUGAUGGCAAGUCCAAUAACAGACCUGAUGUAGAAUCUGGAGAUGAUACCUCUAAGGAUAACCCUGAUGAAAAACUAUCUCAUAAAAAGCCAUCUAAGGAUGAUGAGAAGAAGAUUUCUCGAAAGAAAAGGCAUUCAGAGAUGCCCAAAAAUGCAGAGCCAUCUUCUAAUGUAGAUGUUUCUAAGGAUGAAAAAGAUGAACACACAUUUGCACUGGCCACAACGGUCCGUAACAUUAGAUCAGAGAAAGACAUACCACUUGCAAAGGAUGGAGGAUGGAUGGUUCAUCCUAAUAACGACAUGCUUGAGUAUGCAACUAACUUUACGAUGAAGGCUAAGUACAUUGUCAAGCUAUGUGGAAAGAAUACAUACGUUGGCCUGUUUACGCUUGAUCAUCUGCGUGGCGGUGGUGAUGUUCCAGAGAUGGAUAUCUUGGAACGCUCCAUGCUUAGCAAGAUGAAACUUCAAGAAAUGUCUGAUGAAGAGAGAAAGAUGCUUUUCAACGAGGAGGUCGAAGUAGAAGAGGAACUACCAGUGGAAGGACCGACAGAUAUAUCCAAGAUGAAAUGGAAAAGGUUUCACAAGCAGCAAUUGGAGUAUUCCAAGAAUGUACUUGUAAAUGGAAAGCACAUUCUCAAGAUCCGCAAGCAAAACAUUGUAGUUGGUUGGUGA